Messenger RNA from Paraglomus occultum, 1029 nucleotides. The record is from the annotation of a GenBank genome assembly. NCBI's taxonomy places the organism in Eukaryota, Fungi, Glomeromycota, Glomeromycetes, Paraglomerales, Paraglomeraceae.
AUGUCAUUUCGUAGACCCCGACCCCCCAAUCUAACAACUCAUAGAUUAUCUACAGAUAAAGAACUUGAGCUGGAACAAAUUAACCAAGAACUCCAAGAGAUAUUACAAUCAGAGGUAGACAUCAACAAAUCGAAUGAAAAAUAUAUCAAGGAUCUGGAGUGUAAAUAUAUCAGAUGUGAGAAAGAAAUCCAAUCUCUCAAGAAAGAACUGGAACAGCUUGAAAAUGUUUCAGAGGAAGAAAAGGCAGAGUUGAGAUCGGAAAUAUCAUCCCUUAAAAAAAGCUUAUAUCAAGCUAAAAAGGAAAUCCGAGAUAAGGUAUCCUAUAUCGAUAUUAUAGAGAAGCAAUUACAAGAAUCGGAAGAGCGGGUUCAAAAUUUGAGAUAUAGAUUCAAAGUUAUUUCUUCCCGGAGAAGCUCUCCAACUUUAUAUAAUUCAGAAGAGGAAGAUAUAGAUAUUAAUAUGGCGAAUCUUGACCUUUUUAUACAAAUCGAACGAGGCUUAAAUCGCAUUAAAAAUCACAUCCAAGGUGGUGGUACUCCAUUAAAUAAUCCUAUCAAUAUUAUAGAAGGCAUUAGAGGUUCCUUAAAUACUGUUCGGCAUAAUUAUCAGUCUGCAUAUCAGGAUAUAGAUGGUGUUAUUGCUCAACGAGAUGACAGAGAUGCUCAAAUAGUCCAGCUACAACAGGAUGUCAAUUUUUAUAGACAACAAAACGCCAACCUUCAGAAUCAAACCAAUCAACUUAUUCAAGCACGAGAUACCUUGCAAAAUCAAACAAAUCAACUUGUUCAGGAGCGAGAUACCUUGCAAAAUCAUGUCAAUCAACUUAUACCAGAACGAAAUACCUUGCGGAAUCGUAUCAAUCAACUUACUAGAUAUCUUAAUAACAGCCGACAAAGAUAUAAUUUGCGAGGGCGUUUGUGGCAAAAUGUUACCUUGGCAUUAGAAGAACAAUCCAAACUCAGGCGUUCUCUCGAAAUUAUUUAUAAGAUAUCUAUUCAUCGGCUAAGAGCUACAACAAUGCCGAGCUGA